This is a messenger RNA of Oncorhynchus keta (chum salmon), 1935 nucleotides long. Its product is annotated as actin-related protein 2/3 complex subunit 1A-like. Bases 295 to 1893 code for a protein of 532 amino acids. Gene Ontology annotation, biological process: Arp2/3 complex-mediated actin nucleation. The record is from RefSeq and is a predicted model, not a curated record. NCBI's taxonomy places the organism in Eukaryota, Metazoa, Chordata, Actinopteri, Salmoniformes, Salmonidae. Gene Ontology annotation, cellular component: Arp2/3 protein complex; actin cytoskeleton. The transcript is spliced from 20 exons. Gene Ontology annotation, molecular function: actin filament binding.
GGGGCAGCCUUCAACAAAGAGCAAACAAAAAAUGAUUCCUCUUUGUGUCUCCGGGUUUCGUCUGACAUCCAUCUGAAUGUAGCUGGAAGCUUCCCGGUUCCGCUCCUGACAACCCUGGACGGAUUCGUGUCGACUGCCCAGAGUCCGCGAAUUCAAGUCCGCUGUCUCCCGUUAUCAGCAAAUCUAUCGUUUUCCGAAUAAUAAUAAUAAUAAUAACAACAAGAGGACGAAGCCAGAAGCUCAGUUAAAACCAAGCCGGUGACCAGUGAGACUGACCACCCAACUCCCAUCAACAUGUCACUGCACCAGUUUCUGCUUGAGCCCAUCACCUGUCACGCCUGGAACCGGGACAGAACCCAGAUCGCCAUCAGUCCCAACAACCAUGAGGUUCACAUCUAUCAGAAGAGCGGUAACCAGUGGGUGAAGAGUCAUGAGCUGAAGGAGCACAAUGGACACAUCACAGGUAUCGACUGGGCUCCUAAGUCCGACCGUAUCGUGACGUGUGGGGCGGAUCGUAACGCCUACGUCUGGUCUCUGAAGGACGGCGUCUGGAAGCCCACGCUGGUCAUCCUGAGGAUCAACAGAGCUGCGACCUUCGUCAAGUGGUCUCCUCUGGAGAACAAGUUCGCUGUGGGCAGCGGAGCCAGACUCAUAUCAGUCUGUUACUUCGAGUCUGAUAACGACUGGUGGGUGAGUAAGCACAUCAAGAAGCCGAUCCGUUCCACCGUCCUCAGUCUGGACUGGCAUCCUAACAACGUGCUGCUGGCGGCUGGAUCCUGUGACUUCAAAUGCAGGUAUACGUACGGACCCCUGAUCAGUAGGUGCUGGCUGAGUACGGACCCCUGGACUGGCCUGGGUCUACACGACUCCACUGUUACUGUGGUGGAUGGUACCAAGGGAUCCACUCCGUCUCAGUUGAAGACUGAGUUCCUCCCUCUGCUCAGUGUUCUCUUCAUCUCUGAGAACAGCGUGGUGGCAGCGGGUCAUGACUGUUGUCCCAUGCUGUUCCGUUGUGAUGACGGAGGGUCCCUGACGUUUGUCUCCAAGCUGGACCUUCCCAAAGCCUCCAUCACUAGAAACAUCUCCGCUAUGGAGCGUUUCAGAAACAUGGACAAGAGAGCGACCACAGAGGACCGAAACACAGCCCUGGAGACACUGCACCAGAACUCCAUCACUCAGGUCUCUAUCUAUGAGGGAGACCAGAGGGACUGUCUGACCCUGUUAUAUUGUCUCUCCUCCAGUCAGGUCUCUAUCUAUGAGGGAGACCAGAGGGACUGUCUGACCCUGUUAUAUUGUCUCUCCUCCAGUCAGGUCUCCAUCUAUGAGGGAGACCAGAGGGACUGUCUGACCCUGUUAUAUUGUCUCUCCAGUCAGGUCUCUAUCUAUGAGGGAGACCAGAGGGACUGUCUGACCCUGUUAUAUUGUCUCUCCAGUCAGGUCUCUAUCUAUGAGGGAGACCAGAGGGACUGUCUGACCCUGUUAUAUUGUCUCUCCUCCAGUCAGGUCUCUAUCUAUGAGGGAGACCAGAGGGACUGUCUGACCCUGUUAUAUUGUCUCUCCUCCAGUCAGGUCUCUAUCUAUGAGGGAGACCAGAGGGACUGUCUGACCCUGUUAUAUUGUCUCUCCUCCAGUCAGGUCUCUAUCUAUGAGGGAGACCAGAGGGACUGUCUGACCCUGUUAUAUUGUCUCUCCUCCAGUCAGGUCUCUAUCUAUGAGGGAGACCAGAGGGACUGUCUGACCCUGUUAUAUUGUCUCUCCUCCAGUCAGGUCUCUAUCUAUGAGGGAGACCAGUCUGACUGUCGUAAGUUCUGCACCACGGGCAUCGAUGGAGCCAUGACCAUCUGGGACUUCAAGAGUCUGGAGGCGUCCAUCCAGGGGCUGAGGAUCAUGUGAAGGACCAGCUAAACAACCCCCCUUUCCCUGACACCCCCCUCC